This is a messenger RNA of Megalops cyprinoides (Indo-Pacific tarpon), 1746 nucleotides long. RefSeq names its product essential meiotic structure-specific endonuclease 1 (gene eme1). Lineage: Eukaryota; Metazoa; Chordata; Actinopteri; Elopiformes; Megalopidae. The coding region runs from base 1 to 1746 and encodes 581 amino acids. Gene Ontology annotation, molecular function: DNA binding; nuclease activity. The record is from RefSeq and is a predicted model, not a curated record. Gene Ontology annotation, biological process: resolution of meiotic recombination intermediates; replication fork processing; double-strand break repair. Gene Ontology annotation, cellular component: Holliday junction resolvase complex; nucleus. The transcript is spliced from 8 exons.
AUGAGGCGCAGCAGACUGGAUGCCCAGCCCAGUGACAGUGACUCCAGUGAAGCAGAGGACCUACCUGUCUUUGACUUCUUAAAACCCACACGCAGUCAAGCAGACCACAGUCGAGCGGAGCCGGCUCAGUUGGUGGUCCUUGAUAGCUCAGACUCGGAGUCCCUGGGGCCGCCUUCCCCUGUAUCACACCAAGAGCCCUGUCCUGCGGUCCCAGAGCGACAGGGGCCCAAGGUGUUGAUGGUCAGCAGUGACAGCGAAGAGGAGGAAGCUUCUGUGCCCCUGGCACUGAGAUUGAAACAGCGCCUGGGUAAUCCUGUCACGUCCACCACCGCCGCUCACCAAGGUCGGCCCCAACACCCCCCCUCCAGAUGCCCAGACGUCUCUGUGCAGCCCCACUGUGCUAAAUCCAGCUCGGACCCCACUCCAGCUGGCGAGUUCAACACCCCUCUUCUCCGCAACCCGGAAGCCGAUGAGGAAAACGAGGGCCCUAAGGGAUCUGCUGCAGUCUGGCGUUCAGCAGAGUCCUUCCCAUGGACAGAAGGCGGCGUGUCUCCGCCUAAGAAGAAAGUGGCCAAACGGACUCCAGCGGAGAUAGAGGCAGCCAGGCAGGAGGCCCUGAGGAAGAGGGCUGUGCGACAGAAGCAGCAAAUGGACAAGGAGGAGCGUAGGCUAGAGCUGGAGAGGCAGAGGGCUGAGAAGAAGGCCCUGGCCGAUGCUGUGAAAGCUCUGAGGCCUGAGGAGUGCAUAAAGCACAUAGUGGUGUCUGUGGACCCAGGUUUGCUGCAGCUGGAGGGUGGGGGUGCACUUCUCACAUCCCUUCAGGCUAUGGGGUGCAGCUGUGCCAUCGAGAGUCAUGUUAUACCCUGCAGUAUCACCUGGGCAAGGAGGACACCUAGUACACAGACAGGAGAAGUACAGUGUGUUCCAGAAUCCCAGGCAGUGAUCAAUGUACCGGUGGAAGACUUCAUUGCUAUGACCCAUAGCUACAGUCAGGUGCAGAGAGGCAAUUCAUUUGAUUAUGGCCCAACUCUGACUGCCUGGACGCUCCGCCUCCUGGCCCGGAGUCCAGGCCUGACCCUGAGCUUAGUUGUGAUUGACCUAGAGAAGUACUUCAGGUCCCAGAAAUCCCAGGCUCAGAAGAGGUACCGUAAAGCUGUGCUGGGAGAGGAGCAGGGGGCAGGCGCAGGGGCGGCAAAGAGGAGGAAGAAGAAGGAGGAGGGGGAGCAGCUCCCCGAGGUGUCCCGGGUAGAGGUGGAGGAGGCCCUUGUGGACCUGCAGCUGCACACAGGGGUCCAAGUGCAUUUCCUUCCCACAUGGAAGGAGUUCACAGAUUAUAUCACCAUGUCAACCAAAGCAGUAGCAGAAGCGCCUUUCAAGAGGGAUCGGGACAGGACAGGCUUCAGUUUCUGCCUGGAGAGUGAGUGGGCAGGGGGGCAGAAGGUGGACAGAGGAGGGAAGGGCCUGCUGCAGGUCUGGAAGAGACAGAUCCAGCAGCUGAACCGGGUCAGUGCUGACAUCGCCAGCGCCAUCCUUGCUGCCUACCCCUCCCCACAGCUGCUGGCUCAGGCAUAUGAUCGAUGCAGGUCAGAGCGUGAGAAAGUCUCCCUGCUGUCGGACAUUCUGAUUCGCCGUGGGGAAGGUGUGACCUCCACAACACGGAGGGUUGGCCCAGAGCUGUCUAAACGCGUCUUCCUACUGAUGACAUCGACGGACCCCAACCAGGUUCUUGACUCCACAGGCGAUUGA